This is a messenger RNA of Orbilia oligospora ATCC 24927, 1551 nucleotides long. RefSeq lists its product as uncharacterized. The record is from RefSeq and is a predicted model, not a curated record. Bases 1 to 1551 code for a protein of 516 amino acids. NCBI's taxonomy places the organism in Eukaryota, Fungi, Ascomycota, Orbiliomycetes, Orbiliales, Orbiliaceae. The transcript is spliced from 2 exons. Gene Ontology annotation, molecular function: protein binding.
AUGUCACAAUCCUGCGGGUUUAUGGACCUACCCACCGAACUAUUCCUAGAAAUUCUCAAAAACCUCAAUAGUUUGGAAAAGACACAGCUUUCAGCCUGCUCCAAGUCAUUCUACUCCACGAUAUUCCCAUUCCGCAAUAUUGAUACCAUAAAAAUUGAUGUUGACAACGAAUACAUCCCAACUACCCUCAAAAUAUUCAAAGAGAACGAAUUUUUUGCUCAGUUCCUAGGUUUCUAUACUCGUAUUACCUUUGACCUCCCUACAGUGGAGGAUCUAUCUCUUUUAAUACCAUUACUGUCAAACUUCUCGUCUGUCACUACGAUCAUAUUAAGGAUCAGGAAAUGCUUUGGUCUAGAAAAAACAGUAUACGUCAAAGCCCUUUCUUCAUUAUCUGCACUGCCUUACUACAAUAAGAUCCAGAACCUGAAUUUUAGUUGGAAAGAUGUUCUUAGCGACUUGUAUCCCCAAGGAUACUAUAGCAAGCAUCAAGAUGAUGUUGAACACAUGACCACGAGGACAAAAAUGCUGAGAGGGUACCAGGGUGGCGACGGAUACAUAGAACGUGGCAUAAUACAUGGCGAUUUCGGUAUUAUAGAAGAAGCGGGUCUCGGUCAUACACAACAAGAAAUUCGCCAACGUGAUGGUUUCAGAAGGAAUACAGAACAAGAGAGGGGAUCUGGGUAUUCCGCUCUAGGUCGUUAUUGGGUACCGAAUAGUCUACUGUACCUGAAAUUGAUGGUUCCAAAUUACGAAUAUUCGUUUUGGUUCCUUUUGCUGCAUUGUUCCAAAAUCAUGGUCUUGGAAGUCCCCUCCCCAGAAACCUCUGGAACAAGUUCUAACGAUAUCUUGGGGCCCACAAACGACUUUCCUCGAAUCUACAAGAAUCCAGUACUAUAUCAACCAAUACACCCAACUAUCAAGGCCCUAACCCUUUCAUCUCCAAGAAACGAAGACGAAUAUCUAGAAUUCCUACCACAACUCCAAAUCUAUUUCCCAAAUCUAAUCUCUUUGAUCACACUAGGACAACGCUCGGGGGGUACAGCUAGUUAUGUCUGGCCUUCCGCGCUUCCCAAUCUGCCAAAACUCAAAUGCCUUGCUUUACUGUUUCUUCCGAUAGGAUACCUAGAAAACGUCAUGGCAGAAAAACUUACUCAGGGAUAUUAUAAAGAGCUAAGGAUUAUUAGAUCAGCUUUUGGCUUCAAAUUUGUGCGGGGGUUUAUAAUUACCAGGAUCGGUGAAGGCUCUGGUGGACAGGCGUGGAAUGGGGAGUAUGAAUGGGUGAACGAUAAAGAAAGGAAUCUGGACAAUCAUCCAAAAGAAUUUUCCUAUCUGAAUGGUCAUGGAACUGCUUGGUGGGACCCCGAAGAUUUAGAAGAGCUGAAGAAGAAUACGAUGGCUAGUGAAGAUUUUGGGGCAGGCGGGGAUGAAUUUAUAUCUACAGAAUACGAGGAAGGUUCGGAGUAUGACUCUGAAAGGGAAAGAGUUGUUAUAGAGGCAGCUGUCAAGCUUAAAAAACAAGAAGAGAAGGAGCUUCGGGAAGAGAACUUCUAG